This is a messenger RNA of Solanum tuberosum (potato), 768 nucleotides long. Its product is annotated as BI1-like protein. The coding region runs from base 1 to 768 and encodes 255 amino acids. The record is from RefSeq and is a predicted model, not a curated record. The transcript is spliced from 5 exons. NCBI's taxonomy places the organism in Eukaryota, Viridiplantae, Streptophyta, Magnoliopsida, Solanales, Solanaceae. Gene Ontology annotation, cellular component: membrane.
AUGGAGGUUGCGAUAUCUCGAGAAGCAAAACGUGACAAGAUGUUCAAGCAAGGUGGUGCGGACAUUGAGUCCGGUAACAAGGGUGGCGUUAAUGGCGGUCAAAUAUAUCCGGGGCAGAUGGAAGAUCCUCAGAUGAGAUGGGCAUUUAUCAGAAAAGUUUAUUCUAUAGUUUGUACACAACUUUUUUUCACCGCCGUGAUCGCCACCGUCAUGUUCUUCACUCCGGCCGUCAAACAUUACAUGAGAACCAUUCUUGGCAGAGUCACCGUCAUUGUUCUUCUUGUCAUCGCCUUUAUACUUAUCUUCUUGAUGGGUCGCUAUGGAAAAAAACAUCCAUGGAACUAUCUUCUUAUGGGAGUCUUCACCUUGUGUCUAGCAUGUGUUGUUGGAGCAGCCUGCGCUUUAAGAGCCGGGGAAACUAUCUUGAUUGCUGCUGGGCUAACAGUUCUUAUAACUGUUAGCCUUACCUUAUACACAUUUUGGGCUGCAAGUAGAGGCAAAGACUUCAGCUUUUUGGGCCCAUUCUUAUUUUGUGCCUCAAUAGUCCUAUUUAUGUUUAUUCUAAUGCAGUUUAUUCUCGAUCUAGGACGUGAAGCACGAGUGGUAUAUAGUUGUCUGGCAGCAUUACUAUUCUCAGCAUAUCUAGUAUACGACACGAAUAACUUAAUCAGGAACUUCACGUACGAUGAAUAUGUCAUUGCAGCAAUUUGCCUUUUCGGAGACAUCGUUAACCUCUUCUUAGCUCUUCUUGGAAUCUCUGGUGAAUAA